This is a messenger RNA of Xiphias gladius (swordfish), 6909 nucleotides long. It is a transcript of the gene cntrl, whose product is annotated as centriolin. The coding region runs from base 1148 to 6613 and encodes 1821 amino acids. Gene Ontology annotation, molecular function: protein binding. NCBI's taxonomy places the organism in Eukaryota, Metazoa, Chordata, Actinopteri, Istiophoriformes, Xiphiidae. The record is from RefSeq and is a predicted model, not a curated record. The transcript is spliced from 40 exons.
CAUAACGCUGCAGGAGAACAGAGUUUCACUGCAGUUUUUAAUUUAAUAUUUAGGAAAAUUUACAAAGAGCUGUGAGGAUAAAGAUACAUGGGAAAGAUGAAAUCUGCUCUGUGAUCAGAUCACAGUAAACUGUACAGACAACUGAGCACAACAAAUAUAGUUUUAUGAGCUCACAAACCAAAUGUGAAUGGAUUUUAUUUCUCUUUUUCCAAACUGUGCCAUUGUUUUAUAAUCUGCCAGUAAAGCUAACAUAAAGUCACUGUGUCGUCUUUUGUCAGUGUGUGUGUGGGGUUGUCUUAAUACAGCACCCCCCCCCAAAAAAAAAUACAGGAGUUGGGGUUUAAUACUUUAUUGGGGACAGUUUAAUCCUCACUCGGCGCUGACAAACUCUACAUGACUGAGCGACAACAGCUGCUUAUUUUGUAACAGGAGAGCGUCCAGAACUGAACCAUACAAUAAGAAACAUUCUACCAUGUUUGUUUGCCAAUCUGGUUCAGUAUUACUGGAAUUAAAUCAGAUUUUAUUUAAAUAAUGUACCUAGAAGUGCCACCUUUCAGGAGAGACCAGGAUCAAGACUGUAAUCAAAGGGAUUCAAACACAUGAGCCAUUUUAUUUUGGGGGGUGUAGAACACAAAAAGGAGUGAUAGUUAAAGAUAAACAUCAACAUGUAAAUGACUACUACGCUGGAAACAAAAAGAACACGCGAGCUCACUAAUGCAGAUUCUACUCAAACCCAACAUUAGAAUAAACCAAAUUAUGAACACACACACACACACAAUAAAAGACUGACAAGUGUAUGUGGAAGUGGACUUUAGUCUGGCCUAUGAGUUUCAGUGGAGGAAAACCUUAAUGCAACUUUCAACUCAUGCUCACACAAAGUCAAGCAACGUGAGGCUGAUGUGGCUGCUGAAAACCGCUGGAGGUCUCAGUCACGUCUGAGAGGACGCAGCUACCACUGAGCUCGCUUUUACUAUUAAAACCAAACGUUCUUUACAGUUUAGCGUGUAUUCAUCUCAGUAUUUGUAAUUGAACUGCUUUCGGGCCAAUAAAUAAAUCGAUGAACUGAGGGAAUCAGAAUUUCCCCACCAGAUGUUUAUUCCUGGACAAGGCUUUGAGACAGCAGCCUGUCGGGCCGUCUGGUCCAGAGAUGGAGGAGCAGGAGGAGGCAGGAGAAGGCGCGGACUCCCAGGACAACAGAGGAGGUGUCAGGUAUAUCACAGAGGAGAUGUUGUUGAAGCUGACCGGUUGUCCUUCUCUGGCUCGGGUUUGCUCUCUGAAUCUGUCGUCCUCAACUGGAGACAAACACAUUAAGUUCAUAGAGAACCUCCAUGGCUGUCAGCGUCUGCAGGUUUUAAACCUGAACCACAACAUGAUCCAGAGGAUGGAGAGACUGAAUGCUCUGACACAGCUGAGAGAGCUGCAGCUGGCCCACAACAACAUCCAGAGGAUUGAGGGACUGGAACACUUGUCCAGUUUGCAGCAUCUGAACUUGUCCUACAACAGGAUCGACCACGUCCCCUUGUGGCUGGGGAAGAAACUGCACUCACUGCACACACUCCACCUACAACACAACCUCAUCGCAUCUCUGUACGAGGUGUCCAGACUGCGUUCUCUGAUCAGCCUAUCAGAGCUUUCCGUGUCAGGAAACCCCGCCUCCUCGCGGCCACACUCCCGUCUCUUCCUGCUCUACCACCUCAUGACUCUGGACACGCUGGACGACCUGCCAGUCACCCAGGAGGAGAGACGACACGCCCACCAGCGCUUCAACGCUGAGGAGCUGGAGCGUCUGCAGCGAGAGGUGGACAGCAGCCAAUCACAGCUGAGCAGGCUGCAGAGGGAGCAGCAGGCAGCAGGGACUCGACUGCACCAGCAGGAAGAGACAAACCGAGCACUGAUGGCUCAGACGCAAACACAGCGACAAGCGCACACACUCCUGGAGCAAGAACUACACACCAAGAGUCAGCUGUUGGAGAAGACGACGGCAGAGUUGACAAGAGCCUUUCACAGACUGUAUGAGCUGGAGCAGGAGUUGACUUUCUAUAAAAUAGACACCAAGCUUAGCCCUCUGCCCCCCUGCAGCAUACAGGAAGUCGACAUCGUGGCUGAGAGUCCAUACAUCGGCAAGGCUCGACACAUCAGGAAAACUGUCACCUCCACUCCCCAAAACUCCUUUUCCUCCUGUUCCUCCAUCCCCUCCCCCUCCUCCCAGCAUACCCAGGAGCGUUCCGACAUUCACACAGAGGUCGAAUUGUCACCCCCCCUGCUGGAAGACUGCAGAAGACAGCAGAGUACAGUCGAGCCUGAACUCCUGCCGUUGACCCAUCAAACAGAGCAGCAGCCGGAAGCAGAACUCACAAUGGCCGAGGCAACCAAAACACACAGACAGCAGAAGGCGCUGUGUCGUCUCCUCAGUAAACUGUCCGUCCUGGAGAAUCUGAGAGACAAUGCUGAUGAGACACAAAGACAGAUGGACAGACAGACAGAGGACAGCAGGAAAACAGAGAGAGAGACAGAAGAACUGGAGACACAACUGCUGACGUUGAGCACUUCAGACCCACAUCAUGUGCGUUUCAUAGCCCAUUUGUCCGCUCUGUUGUCCAGUAGCCGACAGAUGUUGGACAGGAUGAGCAGGAGGCAGAGUGAGCUGGAGGGUCGCCUCGACGACAUGCUGUCACGCAUCGCCAUGGAGACGCAGGAGAUCAAAGAGCUGGAGCAACAGCUGACCGAUGGUCAGAUUUUGGCGAAUGAAGUUCUUCAGAGGGAUUUGGAGGGAAUCAUCUCUGGGCUUCAGGAGUAUCUUAGUGGACUUCGAGAGCAGGCUCGUCGAACUCAGCAGCAGGUGCACAGUCUGCAGGCUGAAAACCAGAGUCUGCAGCUCCACCUGGAGGACACUCAGAGACACUGCAGACAGCUGGAGGACACUGCCAGGACACACACACGGGACAUGUCUGUCCAGCAGGAGGAGCUGUCUGUGUUGCGGAUGGAGGCUCAGACUCUUAGAGACAGACAGGUGGAGAGCAGCAAACAGCAGGUGGAGCUGGAGGCGGAGCUCCAGCAGCUGAGUGAGGAGCUAGCGCGACAGGUCACACUGGGACAGUUGGAGUGUGAUGGUCUGCAGGCAGCUGUAGACAAAGAAAAACACACCAGAGAGAUCAGAGAGUCUCAGUUACAGUCGACCAUCGACACACUGCAGGAUGAGAAAUUAACUCUCCAGCAGAUCGCCCAGAGACUUCAGGCCCAACUGGACCAGACCAGUGCCCAGUUACAUCAGACCAGGACCCAGUAUAAAGAAACCAGGGCUCACCUAGACCAGACCAGAAUUCAGCUAGAUCAGUUUACAGUGUUCCUGUUGGAUAGUCAGGAGGUUCAGAGGGGACCGGGGGAGCUGGAUGAGGACAAGUACAGUCCUGUCAGUCCUGAGGUCAUGUUGUCUAGAAGUGUGGAGCAGCUGUACAGGACCCUCCAGCAGACCAGGACCAGCAGGGAGCAGCUCCAACACGACCACAACCACAGCCAGGAACAGAUAGCCAGACUGCAGACCCAGAUAGCCCAGGACCAGGACCACAUAGCACAGCUAGAAGCCCAGCUAGAGGCCAAGAUAACCCAGGACCAGGACCAGUUGGCCCACGGUGUGGAGAAGGAUCAAGAGUUACACUGGAGGCUCAAAGAGGACCUGAAGAGACUCAGAGACAGAAUGCAGAGUUCUCAGAGCAGAAGCAGACACAUUCAACAAAACCUGGAGUCAGAGUUGGAGCAAAGUCGUCUGCAGCUUCAGGACAUCCAGCAGCAGAGAGACACACUACUGCAACAGCUACAUUGGCAGAGCGACUGUCACCAGCGUCUGAACAGGAAACUACGGCAGCUCAGCAGGUUCAUGUGUGACUCUGAUCAGCUGACGGCAGAACAGCUGAAAUCCGCCAUCGAACAGCUGAGAGCUCUGAACCACACGGCGGAGCAGCUGCAUGCACAGAAAACUGUGGACCAACUUGACGGCAGCUCUCACCAGGCUGAACGCACACACAUCGUGCAGGACGAACACACACACACAGUGCAGGAGCUGAGGGCAGAGCUGGCAGAAGCUCAGAGACACACACAAAGACUGAGACAGCGGCUGGACCGGAUCAGGACCAAGACUAGGUCCAGGAGCGGGACCGGGACCAGAAAUGGAGGGCAGUGGUGCUACGUACCUCCUGGACACAGUGCUCAAACUCUGGGUUCUCAGGGGACUCGGGACUCUGGUUUGGGGCUGCAGUACCUCAGUUCUCCUGACAGGGGGCGACAGCAGGACAAACCUUCCCCAGGAGGAGGGUACUGGGUCUACAUCCCCCCAACACACACCGACUCUGACCCAGCAGCAGCGGAGUGGAGGGACAGCGGAGGAGGCAGUGAUGCUGACGGGAGCUCCACAGGAGGGACUUCUCCUCCUCCUCCUCCUGACCCAGCUGCAGGUGUCUCUGCUGGGUUCUCUGACAGUCACACUCCCCUGGCUGGACCGGCCUGGCUGCUCUGCGGUUCACCUGCAGCGGUCGUCUACAGUCCUCCAGCUGGAGGCACCGCUCUGCACUGUAACAUCCCCGAACACAGAGCCAGGCAGGGGGAACAGUGUGUGUGUGACUGUCUGCACAAAGAAGCAGAGAGACUGGAGGAGGAGAAGAAGAAACUACGACUGGAAACCGAACAGCUUCGACACGCACUGAGACGACACAGGAGUGUGAUGCAGGUGUGUGAUGAGGUGGAGUGUGUUGAGAAAACUCUGCUGAAAAGACGAGCUGAACUCCGUCAGGCUGACAGACUACUGCUGGAGGCUCAGAGCUGCAUACACACCACCAGAGACAAGGCCAGUUCGGCUCAGCGGGAGGCAGAUGCGUUGCGGCGCAGAGCUCAGGACGGCGCCACCUGUCUGCUGGAGGCCACACAGCACGUCAGAGAGCUGCAGGAGGCGGUGGGGGAUCUGAGGAGGAGGAGGCAGGAGGAGGAGCAGACUCUGAGGGAGGUGAAGGAGGCGCUGAGGAGCAGAGAUCAGGAGUUCCAACAGCUCGGCACAAAAAUAAACUCAGCUACAGACAGACUGUCUAGUGUGCUGUCAGAUUGUCAGGAGGCUCAGAAGCGUCUGGACUCAGUCAACAGUCAGCAGGUGGAGCAGCAGGAGCAGAGGUUGGUUCAGAGGAGGGAGGAGCAUCAAACAGCUCUGAACAGAGUGAAGGAGGUCAGAGAAGAGGAGCAACGACUGCAGAACACAGUCAAGGAGCUGUUGGAGCAGCAGGAGGUGCUGUUGAGUGAAAAGAGGUCUACAGUCUCAGCUGGGAGAGAGGAGGAGCAGAAACUCCUCACAUUGCAGUCUGAAGUCAAGGCACACAGAGCAGAGCUGAAGCAGGUUCUUCAGGAGCUGCUUGCAGAGCAGCAGGCGUUGGAGGAAGUGAAAACCAAACGCACCCAGACUCUCCAGCGGCUCCACAGGCAGAAGGACAAACUGGACAGGACAAAGGAAGAGCUGGACAGGAAGCAGGAUGAGGCGGACGGGAUGCAGGACGAAGUGGACAAGCGGAAGGAUGAGCUGGAAAAGAAGCAGCAGGAGGUGGACAGUAAGAUAGAAGAAAUGGACAAAGUGCAGGACGAAGUGGACAGGAAGAGGGAAGAGCUGGCUGCGCUGCAACAGGAAGUUGAGUCUCACAGAAAAGAGGCCGAGUUAUGUCUCAAAAAUACAAAACAACAGCGAACAGAACUGCAGGAGCUGAAGGAGGAGCUGAGCAGGAGUAAGGAGGAGAGGAGCAGCCUGCAGGAGCAGUGUAAUCACCUGGAGGCCAGACGGAGGCAUGCUGACAGGUGUCUGUCGGCGGUGGAGGUGGAGCUUGCUAAACAGAGGAAGGAGCACAGCCACACCCAGGUCCUCAAACAGGAAGCGCUCAGAGAUACGACAGCCACUCAGGAGCAGCUCAAUGAGAGCUCUGAGCUGCUGUCUCUGCUCGGCGAACGGGUGGAGGAGAGGAAGAAACAACUGCAGACUCUGGAACAGCAGCAGCAGCAGAGAGCAGAGCAACUGAAGGAGCUGGAGAAGGAGAUUGAACACAAACAGGCGAUGUGUGGUGGGCUGGAGGAUGUUAAAGCUGCAGUAUGUCGGUUGGAGGACAGGGGGCGCCGCCUGACCGAACAACAGCUGGAACUCAGCCAGCUCAGUGAGGAGGUGUGGGAGAGAGAAAAACAGCUGCUGCAUGAGGAGGAGGGGCUAAAACAGAAGAGGGAGGAGCUCAUUCAGACAGAGGAGGAGCUACAGAAGAAGCGAGAGGAGCUUCGGGGGAAAGAGGAGGAAAUACACAAGAAACAGGAGGAGCUGCAUAAAAACCAGGAGGAGGAUGACAGCAGGGAGGACGGGUCUUUCUACCUGUCUACAGCUGGUCUGAGGUCAGCCUUCAGUACUGAGGAGGAGAGGUGGAAGGUUGAGCUGCAGAGAGAAAAACUGAGGCAAGAAGAAGACCGACUGAAGGCUCGUCUGCGCUGCCGUUUGUGGAACCAGCAGGAGAAUCUGAAGGUGACACGACUGGAGACUGAGGAGAGUUUACUGGGACUGAAACACAGACUGGACCAGCUGGACUCACUGCUCAGACACACGCACUGAUGUCAGACCGCUGAUCGAGUCUGUUCGCAGAUGUUCACUAAACGCCGCCACAGGUCGGGUUUGUCGUUCGUUUGGACUCAAGAAAAAACAAACUGAGCAGGACUGAAUAUUCCUGAGGUCUGUGAACACACCAUCUGUGUGAAAACGACACCGAGCUGAAUAUAAAAUGACAAAAUAUCUGGAUUAAAUAUUGGAUGUUUGAAGUUUGUGUUUGUACAAACACGUAGAACUCUGGUAUAUUUUUGAUGAACUUGUUAUGCAGAUCAAGGAGGAUAUUUCUCUUUGAAUUAAACACU